Amyelois transitella is the source of this 758-nucleotide messenger RNA. RefSeq lists its product as uncharacterized. The coding region runs from base 42 to 737 and encodes 231 amino acids. Lineage: Eukaryota; Metazoa; Arthropoda; Insecta; Lepidoptera; Pyralidae. The record is from RefSeq and is a predicted model, not a curated record. The transcript is spliced from 3 exons.
GUAAAAUUAAAAAGUGGAAAAAGAAAAAGCUCGUUUAGAUAAUGUGUGCUUGUACGUUCGCCCCCACCUGCCCGCCUAUAAUACCAUGUGGUCUCGGGCCUUGCUGUUAUUCCUGCCCUCCGCCCGCGGCUUGCUGCCAGCCCUGCUGCCCACCGCCGUGUCCUUGCACGCCUUGUCCGCCUUGUAGAUGCGAGACUACCUUUAGGCAGUGCCCAGCACCUAUAAUUCCAGAUCUGGUCGCCCCCAUAGUCCCUAUCCUGCCACCUUGCAGACCUCGCCGUCCGCCUCCUUGUGAUCCUCCUCCGUACCCUCCACCGAGGCCAGUCUGUUGCCCCCCAGUGUUGCCAUGCUGCCCACCACCAGAGCCAUGCGAUCCACCACCUGUCUGCCCAUGUCCCGAGCCAACUCCGUGCUACCAACCAGUGUUACCAUGCUGCAACCCUCAAUGCCCACCGCCUAUAUUGCCAAAGCAAAGGCCUAUUUGUCCCAGAGCACCCCCUGCGCCUUUCCCAAUGCUCCCUGUUUCCCGAAGCUGCUGUCCUGACUGCGAGUUGGAUCCUGUGACACGACGCCGGCCCCUAAUUGUUCACGAUAGCGUAUUCCAGAAUAGGAUAUCUGGUCGGCCAGUAGAAUGCUUCACACGGCGCAACCCCAACGUGCGUUAUACUGUGGCCAAUUACGUCAGAGAGGGACCACAAAGUGGAUGCGUCAUACCAGUCGACGUUCCAUUAUUUUAGCUGAAUUUGGAACAGUGUUCG